UGAAAACCCAAGCUGAUUUCACACCUCUCUGUAUUUUAGGGCAGUGCAAACCAGAAAUUGGUUCCAGCCCAUUUCGGAGAGGGAAGAUCUCUGAAUACAGCACCUGGGAUGCUCCAGGACAUCUGAGCCGCUCGUCUUUGCUAAACAACCCGUGGCAAAUACUGGAGAUUGGCCCGAAAUGACCAGGUCAGACCUCAAUUUCUGUUCCCCUUCUGGAGAAACUCGUUCCUGCGAUGGCUAUAUAGGGAUCCCCGAGACCUCAGCCCUCCUUCCAACCUCGGCAUUUAAGUCAGCUAAAAUUAGGUGCUGGGAACAUCCUCCCGCUGCCAGCACAGCUGUCGUGCCCCUCUCGGUCCCUCCAGCAAAUGUGGAUACCUUUUUUUUCCCAGGGCACCACGGUCCUAGGACGAACUUGGACUCGCCAAAAAUCUCCAGCAGGGACAGCCCCCACCAUCACGGCCCCGUGAGCAAAACAGCCCCAGCUUGGUUAACAUACAGAAAACCAGCUGCAGGUCCCGGUAGACCAAGCUGUGGGCACUUGGAGGUUGUUCCAGUUGGGAAGCGAACGUGAUGAUGGAGUCAGGGAAGACGAAUGCAGAUCUGGAAGAAUGGGAUGCCAAAAUCAGGAAGCUAACAGAAGAAUUUGAAGAAAGUGACACGGAGCUCGAGGAAUGUGACACAGAAAAUGAAAUAGGGGAGCUCACGGCUGAGAUUGACAAUCUGACUGCGGAGCUUGAGGAACGUGAUAGAAAAAUCAGAAAACUUACUUCAGACCUUGGUGAAUGCGAUACAAAAAUCAAGGAGCGUGAUAGAAAAAUAACCAAGCUCUCAGCAGAAAUACGUAGGCUCACUGCACUGCUUGGGGACCGAGACAAAAAGCUUCGGAAACUGACUGCAGAACUUGCAAAGUGUGAUGCAACGAUUAGAAUAUUCACAGUGGAACUUGGAGAGCGUCAUACAAAAAUAGGGGAACUUACCGCAGAAGUCGGGGACUACGAUAGGAAACUUCGGAAACACGCAGCAGAACUUGCGGAACGGGAUGAGAAAAUCAGGGAACAUGAAGCAGAGAUAAGGCGUCUUACCGAGCUGCUUGAUGAACUCACCGAAGAACUUGAUGAAGUCACUGAAGAACUUGGGGAACGUGAUAAAAAAAUAGAGGAACUCACUGAAGAGCUUGCCAAGCAGACUGCCCAGAUCGGUGAACUCACCACAGAGCUGGGGGAACGUGAUGCCAAAAUCGAUGAACUGUCUGCAGAAAUGGAAAAACGCGAUAGGAAAAUUGACGAACUCACUGCAGAGCUUGAGGAAUACAAAGCAAAAAUGAGAAAAUGCAUUGAAGAGCACAGGAAAGAGGAAGAAAAAUUGGCAAAUGUGACGCUGGACCCCGAGACAGCCCACCCUCGCCUCAUCCUGUCCAAGGACCAGAAGAGCGUGCGAUGGGAAUACAUGCUGCAGGAGUCGCCCGACAGCCCCGAGCGCUUCGACGCCGAUCCCUGCGUGCUGGGUUGCGAAGCCUUCACCUCUGGGCGCCACUACUGGGUGGUGGAUCUGGCAGAAGGGCAGUACUGCGCCGUCGGGGUCAGCAGGGAGUCUCUGCCGAGGAAGGGACCCAUCAGCUUUAAUCCCGAAGAAGGGAUCUGGGCCGUGCAGCAAUGGGGAUUCAAGAACCGAGCCCUCACCUCCCCUCCGACCCUCCUGAACCUGCCACGGGUCCCCAAAAAGAUUCGCAUCUCUCUAGACUACGAGUGGGGUGAGGUGGCUUUUUUUGACGUUGAGAACAAAGUCCCCAUCUUCACUUUUCCUCCAGCCUCCUUCGCCGGGGAGCGGAUCCGGCCUUGGUUCUGGGUGGAGCUGGGCUCCCUCUCUCUGGUCCGAUGACCCUCGCGUUCCUGGUUCAUCUUGCCAUGAAGCUCCCAGUGAGGUACUGGGACUCCUAAAAGUCGUGGGGAGGUCAAACCAGUGCUUGUGAUCAUUGUGGGGCCAGCUGUGAUGGGAGGCGGACAAUUAGGGACAUCACCAAAGCCACUGGAUCUUGGGGGAAGCAAGCUCUUCACCUUUCACUGCACUUUAAUAGCACCAAUGAACUCCUCGUUAACGUCUGCUUCUUCCUAGCUACCUGUAAAAAAAAUAAAAUUAAAUUAAAUCUUGUCUUUUGCCCCACCACGGCAUCAGCAACUGGUAGGUACCAGCUCACAAUAAACCACUUGAGCCUCUC
Messenger RNA from Oxyura jamaicensis (ruddy duck), 2215 nucleotides. RefSeq names its product E3 ubiquitin-protein ligase TRIM39-like. Gene Ontology annotation, molecular function: protein binding. The record is from RefSeq and is a predicted model, not a curated record. Bases 571 to 1878 code for a protein of 435 amino acids. The transcript has 41 exons. Lineage: Eukaryota; Metazoa; Chordata; Aves; Anseriformes; Anatidae.